Messenger RNA from Rhineura floridana, 7528 nucleotides. It is a transcript of the gene NRDE2, whose product is annotated as NRDE-2, necessary for RNA interference, domain containing. Gene Ontology annotation, molecular function: protein binding. The record is from RefSeq and is a predicted model, not a curated record. Gene Ontology annotation, biological process: regulatory ncRNA-mediated post-transcriptional gene silencing; RNA processing; negative regulation of RNA catabolic process. The coding region runs from base 100 to 3570 and encodes 1156 amino acids. Gene Ontology annotation, cellular component: catalytic step 2 spliceosome. The transcript has 14 exons. Lineage: Eukaryota; Metazoa; Chordata; Lepidosauria; Squamata; Rhineuridae.
AGUCGGUAGCGCCAUCUUGUCUCGCUCAAGGCGGUCUCUUUGGCAGGAACGGGAGUAAAGAACCGGCGGCCGCCGCCGAGUCUUCCGUGAGCUGACGCGAUGGCUCUUUUCCCUGCUUUUGCGGGCGCUGCUAAACCCGAGGAGACACUAGCGAGCGAGAGCGAGGGCUGCAAAAGAGCAUUGAACUGGCUAACCAACCCAAGCUUCCACAAUGAAGAUGCACUGAGACUACACCAGCAAGCUUUAGAGGUCACAGACCUUGUCUCGGACAAAUCCCCGCUCCAGAGAACAAUCUCCAGCUUAGAGCUACUGGGAGAAAGCGAAGCCAGGGAAAUUGCCCAAAAAUCAGCUAAGAAAAGAAAGAAAAAGAAAAAACAGCGAGACCACAAAAAAGUAAAAAAGAGUAGAAAGCAUCAGAGUACCAGUGAAUCUGAAUCAGAUGCUGAAGAUGUGAAAGAUGACAGAAAUAAUGAAAAGGGGGCAGAACUGAAUUUAGGAGACAAAGCUUCAAAUGCGAGCAGUCACUCCAUUUGGCUAGAUGAUAUUCAGGGUCUGUCAGCAGAUGUAUUCAGAACAGACAAGAAACCAGAUCCUGCCAACUGGCAAUAUAAGUCACUGUAUCUAGGAAACAUUGCAAGAUACAAGAGGAGAAGCAACUUCUGUCUUGGCAUUGAUCUGAAGAGGCAAUAUAUUACUUGGGAGGGUUCAUCAGCAGAGAAAAAGCUGUCCCCCAAGCGGCCUGCGCGCUACUUUUCAAAAGGCGGCCUGAAGCUUUUGAACAUGGACGCCAUUCCCGUCAGUGUGAAAAGUCAAGGCUCUCCGUCUGGCUCAACUGCUUGGAUUCCAAUUUCGUCACAGGACACAGAUGAUGCUCCCGCUGCAAACUGGGCAAAUCCUCUUGGGGUUUAUGACCCCCUGACCACUUUGUGGCUACAAGGAAAGGGGCCCCCUGAGCACAACUCACCAAAGCAGCAGGAUCUCCGAGAGAACUCUGAGAAUGGGAACUCCCUCCUAAUGACAAAAGUGGAGGAAUACAACAGGAAGGUCAGAGAGGACCCUGGGGAUGUCAAAGCAUGGAUGGAUUUUGUUUCUUUUCAGGAUGAAGUCAUGAGAGGCCCCAGUUGUUAUGCCAUCAGUGAGGGAGAACGGGAAACAAGGAAGAUAUCGCUCAAGCUCAUCUUGGAGAAGAAGCUGGCUAUCCUGGAGAGAGCUAUUGAGAGCAACCCAAACAAUGUUGACCUGAAGCUGGCCAGGCUGACGCUUUGCACAGAGUUUUGGGAGCCGUCGGCCGUGAUCAAGGAAUGGCAGAAAUUGGUCUUCUUGCAUCCAAACAACCCAGUUCUGUGGCAGAAGUACCUCUUGUUUUGUCAGAGUCAGUUCAGCACCUUUGUUGUUUCCAAAGUUCAUAGUCUGUAUGGGAAAUGCCUGAGCACUUUGUCAGCGGUGCAAGAUGGCAGUAUGGUGUCACAUCCAGCCCUGCCGGGCACGGAGGAAGCCAUGCUAGCCAUCUUCCUUCAACAAUGCCAUUUCCUUCGGCAGGCAGGCCAUUCAGAAAAAGCGGUGUCUUUGUUCCAGGCUCUGAUUGACUUCACUUUUUUUAGACCAGAUAGUGUAAAGGAUCUGCCAACAAGGGGGCAGGUGGAGUUCUUUGAGCCAUUUUGGGACAGUGGUGAGCCUCGGAUUGGAGAAAAAGGAGCAAAAGGCUGGAAGGCCUGGAUGCAUCAACAAGAAAAGGGUGGCUGGGUUGCCAUCAAUCCACCUGAUGAAGAGGAGGAAGACAUAGAAGAAGAAGAAGAAAUAAAGGAUAAAUCUCUACCCAAGUGGCAAAAUUGGCUUCACAUUGAACGUUCUCGUGAAGGACGGCACUGGUUGCCCUGGCGGCCUGACAAAACCAAGAAGCAGACAUUAGAAGAUUGUGACGAUCCAGAGAGACAGGUCCUGUUUGAUGAUCUUGGUUCAUCGCUAAUAAAAAUUUCCAGCUCAGAUCUUCAGUUUCAACUGCUCUGCUCGUUUUUGCAAUUCUUAGGCGUUCCAUGUGGAUGCAGCCUCCUUCCUACCUUCCUCUACAUAGCAAUGGAUGAGAACAGCAUCUUUGACCAUGGACAGCACGGCCAAAGUCCUCUGACUUCUUUUGCCUUGCCACUUCCUGGAGUCAGUAGAAUCGGUUGUAUGGACCCGAUGCACCAAGCAGGCAGGCAUGUGGGUCACCCUAAGGAAGGGGAGGAAUUUAUACAAAAUUUCUUCCAUAUGAUGUUGCCUCUGUUUUCAGGAAAGGAGAAAUCUAACCUAUCCAACUUUUGGCUUCAGUAUGAAAUCUCUAAGGUUAUUCGGUGUUUGGAAAUGGGCAACAAAAAGAAACUAAAACUGCAAGGCAAAAGAAGCAAAAAAUUAGCCAAGAACCUUCUUAAAGUGCCCGAGAACAGAAAUGAUGUCUCCCUUUGGCAACUCUAUGCCCAUCUGGAGUGGUUAUUGGGGAACGUGGAAGAUGCUAGAAAGGUUUUUGAUAUGUCUCUGAGCACAGCAGGAACAGCUGGAAUCAAAACUCCCCAACUCUGUCAUCUCGGCCUACUUUAUGCUGGACUGGAAGCAGAGUUGCUGGGGAUCCUAGAGGGAACCCUUGAAUCGCGUGCGGUGCACAUAUUAACCAGGCUGGCCGAAAAGGGGCCUUAUGUGCCUUACAGUGGACAAAUAUUAUCUGUGAACAUUUUGAAAGCUCGGAAAACGUACGAGCAUCUUCUCCAAUAUUGUUUAAAUGAGAGUGCUGCCUCGGAUGAAGAACAGAUCUGCAGCUCCAGCCACCUUGCUGGUCUGGUUGGUUGUUACACCCUUUUCCAAUAUUUGACUCUUGGGAUUGACUCUGCAGUGUCAGUACACAGGCAGGUUUUUGAAAAGGUGAAAGGCACAAAGCUUGGCGAAAAGUUUGGCAGUCAGAACUUGGCCACGGCUCUUGAAGCCAUGAUGCUGAUGCACGUGGGUUUGCUCAGAUAUCACAUAAAAAUGAGUGUCUAUCCUUUGAAUCCCCUUCGCGAAGCACUGUUGGACGCUUUGACGAGGUAUCCAAGCAACCAGCCUCUGUGGAGAGCAUAUAUCCAGAUCCAAAGCAAGUCUCACAAUGCUAGCAAGGCACGGCGUUUUUUUGAUGGUGUCGCAAGAGCUACGAAAUCACUGGAGCCUUGGCUGUUUGCAAUCCAAGCUGAGCAGAUGAGGAAAAAGUGCGUUGAAAGUGUCCAGAGGGUAGCUACUGGAGACAUCUAUGCAACAAUCCCUGAAACUGGGUUAACAAAUCGAAUCAAAGCUUUAUUUGAACGUGCAAUCGAGACUGAAAAUGGUGCUCGUUGUCCAUUGCUGUGGAGGCUAUAUAUAUACUUUAUGGUUUCUUUAGGAGAUAAAGAAAAAAGCAAAGGACUGUUUUAUAGAGCACUUCAGAACUGCCCCUGGACAAAAGUGCUAUAUAUGGACGCCAUAGGAUAUUUUCCAGAUGAGCUGCAAGAGAUCCUUGAUCUAAUGGCUGAGAAAGAGUUGAGAGUACGGGUACCAAUUGAAGAGCUGGAGUUGCUGCUUGAAGACUAAAGAAUGACGCAAAGACAGAAAAUCGGCCUUUGCUUUAACAAGCCUUUGGUGAAUGAUUCUACACUUUUUUCAUGGAUGAGAAUCAGUGCUUUUCCUUAUUUUACUGCAGUGCUGGCUGAGUUUGAUGGGGGCCAUAUACAAACAGCUGGAGGACACUUGGUUGGGGAAGGCUGAUCCAAGAACAUCUGUUCCAUAACGUACAAGGAUGGACACAGAGGCACAGCUAUCUUUUCAUCAGUUUUUCAAGUGCUUUUAGUGCUCUUCUGCAGGAAACUCUCAGGACAGGUGACUAGACCUGUGGCUGUGACCAGACAUACAAGAGACGUAGCCAGAUACACACAGUAUAAUGGGCAGUAGCCAAAGGGCAAGCCACUUUCUCCCUGCCGGUUAUGGGUUUCUAGAACAUAUGAGCAGAAUUGUUCUACACUUGUGACAGCUCUCGAUAUGUUAGGCAAUGAAGCCUUAUGUAACCAGAUCUUGCAGUUUAUCACAAUUCACUAAGACAAUGUAAAUACACUUGUAAAAAUAGUUUUAACUAUUUUUGAACUGGACCCUCCUUCCCCCCCCCAAAAAAGGUGCAAAACAUGUGAACUCUGCCUUUAGUGAAUAUUUUUCCUUGUUGCAUCUGUGGAACUUAAUAUUGCAGCACCUGCUCACGCCCGUUCUACCUUCACAGUUAUUUUGGGCCCUCCAAUGAAGAGUAUAUAAAAUUGUUUGGAACUCGCUUCUGCAGUUUGGGCUAUUCACUACUGAAAUAGGGUGGUGUAUUAAGAGUUGCUAACCAUGGUGCACGUUAGUUGGGACAGGAAACAAGUAAAGCCGGGUCAUGCACUCAAGACAUGGUCAGUUGUAAAAGAAAUGAGCUCUGUCUGCUGUCUAAGGGACACUCCUGUUGUCCUGAGGGCAUCUUAGGGCCAUAGGAUUUUGUGGCUCUCUUGCCUCCACUGAUCAACCUGGGGCAGCCCCCUCCCAGCUGGCAUGGCAAGGGUUAGUGCCCCUCCGCCAGUAGUGCUCCAGUAGUAAAGAGGGCAGAAGGGUGAAUCACAGAAUCAUAGAGUUGGAAGGGGCCUGUAAGGCCAUCGAGUCCAACCCCCCUGCUCAAUGCAUGAAUCCAAAUUAAUGGUUGUCCAGCUGCCUCUUGAAUGCCUCCAGUGUUGGAGAGCCCACCACCUCCCUAGGUAAUUGGUUACAUUGUCAUAACAAUCUAACAGUUAGGAAGUUUUUCCUGAUGUUCAGUCGAAAUCUGUUCAGUCAAAAUCUAAGUUGAGCCCAUUAUUCCGUGUCCUGCACUCUGGAACGAUUGAGAAGAGAUCCUGGCCCUCCUCUGUGUGGCAACCUUUCAAAUACAUGGAGAGUGCUAUCAUAUCUCCCCUCAGUCUUCUCCAAGCUAAACAUGUCCAGUUCUUUCAGUCUCCUCAUAGGGCUUUGUUUCCAGUCCCUGAACAUCCUUAUUGCCCUCCUCUGAAUCCGUUCCAGUUUGUCUGCAUCCUUCUUAAAGUGUGGUGUCCAGAACUGGAUGCAUUACUCAAGAUGAGGCCUAACCAGUGUUGAAUAGAGGGGGACCAAUACCUCACACGAUUUGGAAACUAUACUUCUGUUAAUGCAGCCUAAAAUUCUGUUAAUGCAUUCUAUUAAUGCAGCCUUUUUUGCAGCCACAUCACACAGUUGGCUCACAUUCAGCUUAUGAUCAACAACGAUUCCAAGAUCCUUCUUGCAUGUAGUAUUGCUGAGCCAAGUAUCCCCCAUCUUAUAACUGUGCAUUUAGUGGCAGGGGCAAUUUUGGAUUCAGCAGAUCUUCCCCCAGGAUGGAUGGGAAAGUACACCAACAAUGAAGCUGGCAUUCUAAUUACUCAUUCUAAAUUUGAUUGAUGCUUCCAGACUCUCCAGAUGGCUUUUAUAUUUUAAAAUGACCCCACAGCAGCAGCACUGGAUUCAUUUAGGGAUUAUACGUAACCCGCUUAGAGGGUUGUUGUUUUUUUUUACAAUCAGCGGUAUAUAAAUCUUGUUAAAAUAAAGUAAAUAAAAAAGAAUGAUUAGCAAAAAAGGGCUGUUUCUGGUGUAAGGUAGCUCGCUGCAGAUGAGGAAGAUGAGCCAAAUGAGUAGUGUCAGAACUGAUUUAUACAUUUCAGCUGAAUCAAGAGGUAUUAACUGAACUGUACUAGUUCAGGAUGAGAGGGCAAGAGUUGUAUGCAUAUAUGCCUGCCCUUGCAUCAAGCAUAAAAGUGAAGAAUGUAAGUGAACAAACCCCUAAAGACCAAUAUGGCGUUUCCCAUAUGUGUGUUUAAAUGGGAGUGUUGUGGUAUGUACCCUGAAGUGGUACAGUCCAGUAAAAGCUUUUCCACUUGUCUGUUGAACAUACAGGGUUGUAUCCAAUGAAGUUGUCCUGUUUGCGCAAGGAGUGCUCUUAACAGGACUUCCUGCUCCUCCCCCCAAAUCUCCUCUGGAGGGUUGGAGGAACUCCCAGAAGAGAUAUGGGGGUACAUGCAAGGGGAAGAGAGGGAGGGGAAGUUCUGUUGUGCAAGCAGGAGUCCUUGCACAAAUAGGAAACUUAUUCUCUCCCCAAACAAAAAAAAACCCCAAAAGAAUCUUCUGAAAAUAAGUUUGUAAGAAGAAACAGGACAAAUACAGCAAUAGAGCUGGGAGGCAAAUUACCUUAGAACGGUGGUUCCCAACCUUUAUGAGUACGGGACCCCCUUUAUGAGCUCAAAAAUGUUCAUGGCCCCCCCACCCACUAAUUGUAAUUUUAGCCUCUGUUAAUUGAAAAAAAUGGUGCAUGGCAAAAUUGCAUCUUCAAAUAUCCCUUUCCAUAAAAAGCUCCCUGCAGACAGGUUUUGCCUUCUUUUCUUAAUGCAAAGGAUAAUCAAAUAGGAUAUCCCCCUCCCCACACACAUAGUCUAAAGAUGUACAGUCCUGUCUCCCAACACCAGUGGGUUAGUCUUGGACUAAGAUCCAGGUUCAAAUCCCCACCCAGCCACGAAGCCCACUGCGUGACCUUGGGCCAGGCACAGCCUCUCAGCCCGACCUAUCGCAUAGGGUUGGUGUAAGGAUAAAAUGGAUGGGGGGAGGGAACCAUGUACACCACCUUGAGCAACUUGGAGGAAAGGUGGGAUAUAAAUGCAAUAAUAAAUAAUUUCAGCUGCAGUAUAUGGCCCCCAGCCUUAGCCAACUUGCUGUGCUUUUUUAAAAUCAUCAUCAUCCAAAAGCAGCAAAGUGGUAGUGGUGGGGAUGCUAGAUUGUGAAGACAAAAGGGUGGAUAGAUUGAGUAGGGGGGUUAGUGCUUUUAGGCCUUGGGAUGAUCAUCAGACUUGGUUAGCAUACACUUGGGGAAUGAGAGUGGAGCAGAAGACAGAUGAGCGCACGCACACACAAAAACACACCUGCUCCUGCAAGUAUCUGUAGGUGUGCAUGCACUUGGGCACAUGGGAAGGGGGAAGCCCUCAACUGCCGAGAUGUUGGGGAUUGAACAUGGGACCUUCUGAAUGCAAAGCAGAUGCCCUAUCACUGAGCUGCAGCUGUUCCACCUUUUGUAACAAGGCCCAAAAACUUUUUCUGUAUUUAGUGCCACUCAUCACUACAAUGCCAUGGCUAAAGCCUUCAGAUGCUAGUGGAGUCAUGUGAUAUUCCUGUAUUAAUGUAUAUAUGGUAAGUGCUGUUUGUAUAGAAGAUAUGUGGUAAGUGGAAUGAAAGAGGAGGGGGGAGUAAAUGAGCAGUAGAAUGCUGGAUGAUUGGCUGAGUGUUUGGAUGGCUGAGAGUAUAAAUGGAAGGAUGACCGUUGAAUCUGGGUGGACGUGAGUGGGUUGUUUUGGUGGAGUUUGGAGGUGGGUGUGAGUUGGUGUAUGUCAGGAGAGUGCGGAGAAAGAGGGAGGUGGAGUUCGGAUUAGUAAUAAGUCAAAUAUCACAGUAAUAGAUGAAACCAUAAGCUUGUAGAUCAUUAUCAAAGUUACCUUGUUAUUAAUGU